Messenger RNA from Petromyzon marinus (sea lamprey), 6244 nucleotides. It is a transcript of the gene KIFBP, whose product is annotated as kinesin family binding protein. Gene Ontology annotation, biological process: central nervous system projection neuron axonogenesis; microtubule cytoskeleton organization; neuron projection maintenance. The record is from RefSeq and is a predicted model, not a curated record. NCBI's taxonomy places the organism in Eukaryota, Metazoa, Chordata, Hyperoartia, Petromyzontiformes, Petromyzontidae.
UGACGUAUUCGCGGUUACGUCACAAGAGCUCACGGCUGUAGUGGACGUCAUUAAGUCAGCCUCGCCCGGGCCGCGGGGACUUUGAACGCGGUUGCGUUUAACCGAUAUGACGUCAUCACGUCACCCUCGCCCGGGCCGCGGGGACGUGCUGCUGUGAACGCGGUUGCGCUGGGGCGUGAUGACACCAUCACGUCACCCUCGCCCGGGCCGCGGGGACGUGCUUGCUGUGAACGCGGUUGCGCUGGGGCGUGAUGACGUCAUCACGUCACCCUCGCCCGGGCCGCGGGGACGUUGCUGCUGUGAACGCGGUUGCGUUGGGGCGUGAUGACGUCAUCGCGACACCGCGUCCCUGCAAUGGAGAACCUCGAUGGAGGAGACGGUGGUGGAGGCGGCUGCGGCGGCGGCGGCGUUGUCGGCGGCGAGGAGUUCGCGCAGUGGUGCGUCAAGUACGCGGAGGCGCGCCGCCUCUCCGAGGUCGAGGCGAAGCGCGACCCGCACGGGGAGCCCUUCAAGUCGAAGUACGCGGCGCGGGAGCUGCUCUACGAGCUCAAGCGGGCGCUGAGCGGGCGCGGUGAGGGGGGAGGAGGAGGAGGAGGCGGCGACGAGGAGGAGCGGCGGCAGCAGCAGGAUCAGCAGCGGGAGGAGGGCGAAGGGUGGGAGGCCACCGGGGCUGCCGCUCCGGGAGGUCGCGGGGAGCGCCUGCUGAGCGCCGCGCUGGAGCUGCAGAUCGGGGUGAACCUCAUGGAGACGGAGGAGCUGGCGGGCGCCGAGGAGCACCUGGAGGCGUGCCUGAGCGGCCUGCGGGCCGAGGGGCUGGCGCCGGAUGCCGUCUCCGUGCUCAUGCACGCGCAGAAUCAGCUGGGAAUUUUGUGGGCAAACCGGGACGACAUGAGCAAGGCACGAGUCCUUCUUGAGAAUUCCGAGGCCCUUUACAAGACCUUCAUGAAAGAGGUUGGAACUCCUCCGUUAGACAUCCACGACUUGUUUACAAGAGAUGAUGACAAAUGCUCGGAGCAACAACGAAGAUUAAGGUUUGAGCUUGCGCACACCCACACCCUCUACUACCUGGCUCAAGCGUACAAGAGCGGCGAGGAGAACGAGAGGGCUGCACGCUACUGCCAUUUGACACUGCAGCGUCAACUCCAGUGGCAGCACUACGACCCUGUUGAGUGGGCGACCAAUGCCGCCACUCUCUCCCAGUACUACGUGGCCCACCAACGGUACCGCGUGGGCCGGCACUGUUUGGCAGCCGCAGAGGUGGUGUUGAGUCAGGCCAAGACUCCUGUGGACACCGAGGAGGCGGAAGAUAUGGACUGCGCGCAGAGGAUUGCCCAACGACAGGCGGAAGUGGCGCGCUGCUGGAUCAAGUACUGCCUGAACCUGCUGGAGGACUCGCGCAAGCAGCUAGAGGAUGACAUCAGUGAGCUGGACACUGAGCGGCAGUUAGAACUGCACGCAGAGCGUCAGCGCCAGCACGAGCAGGGUAAUGGUGACAUGGACGGGGACUGGAAUGGAAACAAUGAAGGUAGCGACGGUGCAGAUAUAAAGUUCAGCAGCCUGGUGAGUGCUGCCGAUAUGUUGGAGGCCUUGGCUGGAGCAGAAGAGCGUGUUCCGUGCCGCAAAGCACUCAGUUUCCAGGAGGCGCGAGAAAUAUUCCUAUUUGGGCAGGCACGUGUGACACAAGCCAAGGAAUUCUUCGUGCUGGACGGCCAUGCUAGCGACUACGUGCAGAUAGUGCGCGAUCAGAGUGCUCUGUUCAAAGCACUCGCCUUCUUCGAGGAAGAUCUGGAGAGGCGCUGCCGCAUGCAGAAGCGACGUGUGGACAUGCUGGAGGGCCUCUACACGCAGCUCAACCCCCAGUUCUACCUGACGGCGUGCCGCCAGUUGUGCUUUGAGGUGGCCGACACGUACUACGACAUGAUGGAUCUCAAGGUGGCGUUGGCGAACCACGCGGAGCAGUUGCAGCCACAGACCGUCAAGAAGAUCAACCUGCUGGCGCGCGCGGCCCUUACGCACUACCAGAAGUUCCUGGACUCGCUCUGCAACUCGCGGGGCGAAACGCCAGCGACGUUGGACAUCGACGUGGUCCGCCCGGCGCUUGUGGCAAAGUUCCGCAUGGGUCGGCUGCACAGCAAAUUGAUGGUGUCCGACACGGCGAGCAGGCUUGCCAACGCGCGCCUGUCGCUCGAGUGUUACCGUUAUGUGGUGGAUUACUGCGACCAGAAUCCAGAUGUCGAAGAAUUGGCACAGCCGGAGCUGGAGCUCAGCAGGGAAAUGGUCACUCUGCUGCCUGCCAAGAUACAGCACAUGGCGGCUGGCAGCCAGGCCUUCAACUAGAGCAGUCACAUAUGUGUGCUUCCUGUACAUGACGACAAUAGCACUAUUUCCAAUGUUCCAUCAUGGGAAACUACAUCUAAGUGUUUGACGUUCUGUAAUUGGAGCGAUAAAAUCUAGUUAUUUAUUUAUUUUAAAGUUAGAGUUUAGUUUUUUUUGCAUGCCAAUUUGUUAAUUUAAACGGGUCAAAAUCAUCCCUGAUGUUCUCAUUCUUUUGACUGCUAUUAUUUCCAAUAAGUUCUCCAAUACAAUGUAAUUUUGUGUUUCAUCAUUUGCAGAAUGCAGGGUCCUCAGACCACCUUAAGCUUGGUUGGUGGAUAGUUUUCAACAAUGUGCUUCAUUGUCUGUAUUGUGCCGCUGUUACAGUUCUGGUUGUCGUGAAAGCCCCUCCAGUGCAGGCUUACUACAAACAGGCCUUGGCCAGUUGGGAACUUGGGAUGAGCAGAGUUAAGGCACGGCGCCGAAGUUCAAACCCAGCUGGGCAGAUCGUGGGGUCGUCCACGAGGAUUCGGUUCCUGUUGACGAUGCAAGCCACUCGUGCUACGAAGACCUUGCCGGUACAUCCUGGCGGGGCACGUUGGUCCACGGUGGGUGCUGUGAUGACAGGCAGCAGUAGGUGGGCUAAAGAGAGCAACGUCCAGCGCAGACUUUGGUUGUCGCGAAUCCUGUCCCGGUAGCGUGCCAUUCGCAGCCUUCCGACGGAUAUGUGGAACUGGUGGCUAAGGGAUGGGAGUCGGUUGAUGAGCUCCUGAGAUGACACGCAUUGCCGAAUGUGCGGAUCGUGUCUCACCCUCUUGUCUUUUGAGGCAAAUGUUCAGUUCGUGGCAGCACUAGCAUUGUGACGGUGUAACACACACGACGCCAUCUUGGUAACACUCGGCAGAAGACGCUGCAUCUUCCAUCGUUUAGUGGGUGUGUGGGAGGUUGUUGGUGUCGUGGUUAAACAAGGUAGCCACAAGAAUGUGACUAAGGAAGACUUGAUUUACCUCCUUAGAGCAUUUGGUUUUUUUCCCAUGUAUACUCUGAACCACCUGUCAUGCAGAAGUAGUUUGAUGAUAUAAACCAUGCAUCUCAGCAGGAUUCUGAACAUCUUAAGCAGGCCACUGUUCCCGACUGUCAUAGGCAGUUGUUAGGUUCAGUAAAACUGCCAAUGUCUUGAAGUAAAAAAAAAGUUCUCGAUUAAUGUUGUAGGCAUCAGCACUUGUUCAUAUGUGCUAUAGCCUCGUCAGAAGCCAGCUUUGUUUGACACUCAGGAUGUCUUCCACUUCUGGUGAUCUACGUUGGAGGAUUGGACAUUGCAAGACUUUGAAGCACGCAGAGGGCAGUGAUGUCGGCCACUUGCUCGCAGCAAGGGUUAAGUCUUUGCCCGGUUUCGGAAAGGGCGACGACUUUGAACUUGUGGUAGAUCUUGGUUUGGCGUGAACGUUGCGCACCUUUGUACCGGUGGCUGCCGGGCCGCUUCCAGGUCGACGAAUUAAGACUCCCCGUUUCUGACUAAAUCUGGUGAAGCCAAGCUCCUCUGUUGCCUCAGGUUUGGUUUAUCCAAUAAAUAAAUAUCGUGCCCAUUAUUAAUAGUAUUUUGUCAUAGAAAUGCCUGACGAUGCAUGGGACAUCAUAUGGCAGUUGAUAUAAUGUGGUGGUGGUUGGUGGCUGAAAGGAUAGUAGUUGUAACUUGUUCAAGUGUCUGUUAAUGUCAUGUGUUUGUGUUGUCAUAAAGAAGGAACAAAUGGAAAGGUGUGGUGGUAUCAAUUGCAUUGGCGAUGAUCUCAUAAAUUGACCUUCAACGGACUGUUGGAGUUUGUCAAGGCUGAAUUGGAGAUUUGGUAUACAGACAAGCUCAGGGGCGGAGCCAGGAUUUCAGGCCGGGGUGACAUUCAACAAAUUUUAAUUUCAAGAAUGAUUAGAGAGUCAGGCUUUUGAACUGGACACCAUCGGUUGGCGACACACUCCGACAAUGCAGUUGCACGGAGUCCGCCAGACCGAGUGUCGUACACUUGUACGCAGAAUGUCACCCCUGUCACCCCCCCUGGCUCCGCCCCUGGACAAGCUCAUUCGCUCGCCUAUAGAAUGUGGAGUCUCAAUCAAAAUAAACAAUUUUGGCAGUAGCUCUGUGGACCAGCAAAUUCUCAAUCUUGACGUUCCACGUAUAAAUAACAAUAUUGUUAUAUUUGAAUACUGGCAAGAAAGGUCCCGUAUUAAUUACUGGAUAAGUCUGUUCAUCCGUCCUUCUCUUCGAGGUCAAUGCAAUUAAUACCUCGAGGUGAGCACCAUUUUGUGGAAAGUUCAAAGUUGGUUCAUGGAUAGAGUUGUCCAGCAUGUAAGUAAUUGGAAUGUACACCACUGGCUUAAGACCAUCAAAGGAAAUUGAUACUGCUUGGUGUUCUUCAAGGCAUGGGAGGCACUGAUUGGACGAUGCUAUGCUCACGAAUAAGCUAAGUAGUGUUGAUCCUGGAGAGUGCUUGUGUCGGUGACCACCAUGCAUGAACAGGCGAUGUGGGCGAUCGAGGGCAGUGCAGCAAAAACCACGUUCUCUACUGCGCACACCUUUACCAAACCACACUGACCAGCGCGGUGAAGUCUGGCCAAAUAACCCUCGCUGCCUGCACGGCAUGGGGAGCCCUCAUCCAGCAGCGGAUUGACAAAUGGGUUGUUCGUAAAGGUGGAAUUAGCAUAAAGUAGAAUCGAUGCUUUACUGAACUUUAAUGUUUAACAACGUAAUCUGUAAAAUGUCAAAUAUAUUGUCUAGAUUGAGCUGCUAUGUAUAUACUGUAAAUACUUUCUGUCAGGCUACCCUGUGAGUACAUGUUUUCCCAUAAUGCUGUGAAACGUUAAUAUUUAUAUAUUUUUCAUCUUGGCACGUAUUAUUUAGAGGUUGCCUGGUGGCUUAAGAGUGCCUAGCCAGCACUACCGAGGGCCUGGCUUUAUCAGAAUGAGAGAUCCAGGGCAGUGGAUGACGUCACCCUUGGUUACCACUGACUGCACCCAAUUUUGUUUUAUUUGGUCUUGCACUGGAUUUAUAUCGGGUUGACUGUCACGCAAUGAACAUUUAUUCCCUGUAGUAGACUGGGUGGAAAGGUGCCCCCUCCAAAGAUAUUUGAGAAGUCGUUCUGUGACGGCUCCUUCUGCAGGCCACUCUAACAUGGGUGAAGGAUUCAUCCAGGAGAUUUCUCAACGAAUCCUUUGUAUAUUGACAUGAAGUUGAAAGUGUCAUUGAGAUACAAAUAUAAUUGUGUCAUCAAUGUUUUUUUCUCAUUGUGCUCGUGUUUUCAGAUGGUAGGAAUUCUAUCGUUGAUGUUUUUGUUGCAAACUGUACGUUCUUUCUUGUGCACCUGAUUAUCAUUGAUUUUUAAGUAGCAUCACUUCAUCAUGAACAGACAUUGUCCAAGCAUCAUAAUUGUUUCUCAUAUUUGAUUAGUCUAUUUUUCAAACGCUGCUUAGCAGCCAGUAUUAACCUAUUAUAUAAAUGUGUAACGUCAAGGGAAUUUAAUAUAAAAAAUAUUGCAAGUGCAUUUAAAAGUAACACAAGUACUGUUGCAAUGUCCUAUUUAAUUACAUAUUGGAAAACGUGUACGUGGGUUUUAGUGUUGUGGCUUUGUGUCUCUGUGCUCGGUUUGUACAAUAUUACACUCAAGGAAGAUGCAAACCCAUAAAACAAAUAGCUAUUAUAUAACAGAUACUUGCCAAGGCUGUGUGCUGGGCUGUCCAAAAUGACCUUGAAGUCAUGUUAGUUAGGAAAACAGACUUCAGAAUUAUAGUGACAUUCCUUCAGUGAGAAUGCUUAGUUUAAAUAAAAUAACAUUUUCGUGUUGCUUCUUCCUAUAAUCUCCACAGGAAAUAAUAUUUGUGACUGCUUGAAUGCAGCCUUUUUUGUUUUUUGUUAAACGAAUAAAGAAGUCGCAUGGCACAGUCA